GGAAAAAACUUGGUCUGGAUUAAAAUAUGUGUUUAAUAUAAUUAAUAAUAGUUCAGCGUAUACGUUCGAACGGCCGAGUAGCCCGGAAGGACGUUUCACCAUUCAGUCUUGAAAAGCAGCAGAACAAACAAGCCUGCGCUCGACUCUUUUUGUCAAAUAAACCUCCCAAUAAAACGCCCAUCUUUUUUACGGACAAAAAUAUAUUCUCGUAAGAAUAAACUACGAGGGACAACCCUUUUAUAUCAGCUUGUUCAAAUAUAGCUCGAAAAGUGUGCGGCUUUGCUCUGUGUUUCCUUGGUUACAACAAAGAACAACAGCGUUUAUGAGGCCGUCCGCGCUUCAUAUACCGUCAACAGGCUACCUUACCCGCAAACCUAACGACGACGUACUCGUAACACACAUCCGACCGGCAUCGGGUCAACUAUAAGCAAGACAUUCUCAUAUACGGUGCGACGAAAAAUCAUUUUCGGACUGUCCUUGAUGAUUCGUUCGUUUGUGAGCGGAAGAAUAACGAUAAUGGAGAGAAAAAAAUCAUAAUCAAGAUGACGAUCGUCUUCGCUGAUCGGGUUUUCAUUGUUGCGGGUCGAUAGUUACGGUUAACGUGUGUAAUUAAAAGUUCUCUUUAUCCCACUCCCUCUCUCUCUCUCUCUCUCUGUUUGCUUUGUUAUAUUUCGGAAAAAUAUAAUUUGUUAUUUUUUACCACAAUGGAUAAAUAUCGCCUCAACGACGUUUCGCGUAUUUUAAUCGUUUUCCUGUUCCUUUCCUUCGAAAUCAUCGAACAAGGUGAGGCCCUGGAUUGUUUCAAGUGCGUGUCGAUUGGCGGUAACAAUAAAGCCUGUGACGAUCCAUUUCACAAUAAUGGAAGUCUCGAGUUUUUUGAGUCGCCCUGCCAAGGGGGCAGAAAAAAUCGAGAUGGACUUUUUCCCGCCACAGCGUGCAUCAAACUUGCCGGAGUUUACGAUGAAACGGGAGUAACUUUGACGAUUCGAAGCUGCGCUCUCGACAGUGGUACUCUUACGACAGACUCUGAAUUGAUAAGAAUGUCGCAUUGCGGAGGUUUUUACUACGAGGAUAAGUACGUGCGAGGCUGCGUACAAUCGUGCAGCGACGCAGACGCCUGUAACGAAGCAGGUAACACAACAAAUUGGCUCGUGCUUACAAGCAGUUCGAUAAUAAUAGUUGGAUGGACUUCCAUUUCAUUCGGCUACUUUUCGUGAUGCAACGUAUUCAUCGAAAUUUCAACGAGUCUACUAACCCGUAUUUCGCAUACGUCAAAUUCACAGAGCUUGUCAAUAUUUCUCUGAUGAGAAUAUAAAAGCAAAUGAAAAAAUAUCGUGAUCAAGUAAAAUAAUCGUACGAAACAUUCGUAUUCCAAUUUUCCUGCCUUCUUCCCUAUUUUUCACUCACACACCACCUUAUCGAUUGUAUACGUCGAAUUCCCUCUCCCUCGAUUGCGUUCGUUCGAAGGCAUAAGAAAAAGGAUCAAAACCACUGCCAGUAAAGUAGAUUCCCACCAUUUUGUCGACUCUUUUAUGACUUGUUCGAGUAGCUUUUAAAAAUGUAAGAAGAAUCGUGCCUGAAUCGAAAUUAAUCGUAAUUUUUCUACAAACACUUCGACCUGAAAUUGCAUUCCACGAAAUCGUCUCGUGUGAAUGUUUAAACAAUCGUCUUACUACGAAAUACUUUUGAAAUCUUUGUAAAUGAGAAUCCUCGAGGAUUCUAGAAUCCGAGAACUGUGCACGCGUGUGAAUUAUCGAUCGAAGAAUUAAACACUGUGCGAUCUCGCCAUCCUCGAACGGAUGGAUUUGUUUCCUUUUUUUGUAAUUUCUAUGUUCAUUGGAUGAUACUAAAACUUUGUGAAAAUAAAUGAAUCAUCUUCAGCAUAAA
Molecule: messenger RNA, 1887 nt
Organism: Venturia canescens
Lineage: Eukaryota; Metazoa; Arthropoda; Insecta; Hymenoptera; Ichneumonidae
Exons: 4
Coding region: 705-1217 (170 amino acids)
Source: RefSeq, a predicted model, not a curated record